Molecule: messenger RNA, 622 nt
Organism: Salvia hispanica
Lineage: Eukaryota; Viridiplantae; Streptophyta; Magnoliopsida; Lamiales; Lamiaceae
Product: non-specific lipid transfer protein GPI-anchored 2-like
Source: RefSeq, a predicted model, not a curated record
GACCAUGUCCUCCACCACCAGCAUUGCCUAUUUACUGAUGAUUGCCGUGACUGUAGGGGUGGCAACCGCACAGUCACCUGCGCCGGCGCUGGAUUGCUUCACAUACCUACUAAAACUGUCGGAUUGCCUGACAUUCGUAGAGGAGGGCAGCAAUCUAAGCCAACCGGCGCCGGGAUGCUGCCCGGAGCUGGCUAAUUUGGUGGAUACGCAGCCAAUCUGCUUGUGCCAGCUGUUGGGGGACCCCUCGCACUCGCAGAUUGGGAUCUCCGUUGAUUUAAACAGAGCUCUUCAGCUGCCUUCUCUUUGCAAUGUCAUCACCCCUCCGGUUAGCUUGUGUGCAGCCAUCGGUAUUCCUCCUACACCAAGUGAUGCCCUUUCACCAGGUGGGGACGAAUUAGCAUUGCCGCCAUCUCCCGGUGGGGAUAAUGGAAGCGCAACCAAUUUAGUCUCCAAGCACCAUUUCCUCAUUGGAUUAGCACCUCUUUUCUGCGUAUAUUUUUUCUAAUUCUUCCAUUCUAAUUUCUAUGUAUUUCUUCAUUUUAUCCUUUGUAUGCUGUAGCUAAUUGAUUACACGGUUCGAUCAUAUAUCUAUAUAUCUAUCAUCAGUACCACUUUAAGUUUA